This is a messenger RNA of Stegodyphus dumicola, 3146 nucleotides long. RefSeq names its product Eps15 homology domain containing protein-binding protein 1 (gene Ehbp1). The record is from RefSeq and is a predicted model, not a curated record. Lineage: Eukaryota; Metazoa; Arthropoda; Arachnida; Araneae; Eresidae. Gene Ontology annotation, molecular function: protein binding.
UUGUGAUUUAGACGUGUGUUUGGAAUUUGUAAUUGUGUGUUAGGCGAGUGAACUUCUCUAUGCUACAUGAUAUUUUAUAAUUGUGUAGUAAAAUGAAUAAACAUGUUAGAGAAGUUUUUCAUUUUUGUGAGAGGCCGUUUUUUUAAGUGAAAAAUAUUUUUUCUCGCUUUCGUUCUUCUGAAAACUGAAUUGGCCUUUAGUUGAAGACUUUUCAAAAUGGCGUCAUGAUAUUGUUGGUUGUAUAUUGUAAAUACAUUCUGUUCUGUGCUUAAAGCCCAGUUAAAAUGAGUACUGUGUGGAAACGACUCCAGAGAGUCAAUAAACGGGCUGCUAAAUUCCAGUUCAUUGCCUCAUAUCAAGAGCUUGUUGUAGAAAGUACUUUAAAAUGGCAGCCACACAAACUCUGCGUCGUUUGGACUAGGCGAAGUCGAAGAGUUGUAACUGAGCCUCUUAUAUGGAAAAGUACUAUUACUAACCCCUUAAGAGGUUCUGUUGUGUGGCCAGUGCCUGAAAAUAAAGAAGCAACUAUAACUUUAUUCAGAGACCCACGAAGCAAUGAAUUUGAAGAUAAGUGCUGGACAUUUACAGUUGAAGAUGUUUCUGAAUCUGGCAAGCACAGACAGGUAGCCUGUGCAAGUGUAAAUAUGAAAGAAUAUGCAAGCUUAACCCCUCAACAAAAAGAAGUAAAAAUCAAUUUAAAGCCCAUGACAAAAAAAGUUGUUGAAGUUGUUUUAAGAUUUACACUUUCUUGUAAACUAGUCAAAGAAGGAAAAGCAACAGAUGAGGAUAUGCAAAGUAUAGCAAGUCUGAUGAGUAUUGGCAGUGUAUCAGUGCCUGAUGUUGGAAAUCUUGAUGAUUUUGAAGAAGAGAAGGAAUUAGAUAAAUCACAGACUAUUGCAAAAAUAUCAGAACUUGCUUCUCAACUUGGACAGCUUGCUAAAGGUGUUGAAGUAGUUUCUGAUGAUAAGGAUACUACAGGUGUAGCUGAAUGUCAAUCAGAGGAGGGAAAUCUUGAAGACAAGGAAGGAAGUGUUGAAGCAAAUACACUGAACUUUAUUGGUAGCAUGAGUUCUCCUUCGGAGAAGGAAUUUCAAGAUGAAAGCAUGAGUUUUGAUGAGUCCAACUCAUCAAAGAUCCUCUCUAUAGAUGAAAGCUGUCAUUCACUAGGUGGCGUUGGAGAAUUGUUAACUUGGUGUAAAGAAGUAACAAAAGGUUACAAAGGUGUGAAUAUUACAAAUAUGACAACAUCUUGGAGAAAUGGUCUGGCUUUCUGUGCAAUAAUUCAUCACUUUCGACCUGAUUUGAUAGAUUUUGAUUCUUUGACUCCACAUAACAUCAAGGAUAAUUGUAAAAAGGCUUUUGAUACAGCAGAGAGUCUUGGUGUUCCAAAAGUUAUUGAACAUACUGAUAUGGUGAUUCUAGCUGUUCCAGACAAAUUGGCUGUUAUGACAUAUCUGUAUCAACUGAAAGCUUUUUUCUGUGGGCAAAAGCCAGUUAACUUAAAAUUAUCUCCUGAAGAUCCAAAUAAAACUAUCUGUGACUUUGCUACUGAAGCAGAUAUUAAAAAUCAUAAUUCAGAUGUAAUAGACGGUUCUGCUAAAAAUAUUAUUGAAGCAAUUAAUGAAGAAAAUGAACAGCAUAAUACAGUGAUAUCAGCGAACCUAAUUAGCAACUUUAGUAACAAAGUAAAACCUGUAAAUCUUAUUGAUCUUGAGUGCCUUAAUUCUGAAAAUCAAAGAAGUAAAGUUUUGUUCCCCAAUAAUGCUCAAAAUAAAAAGGGGAAUGUUGAGCGUUCAUUUUCUAAGUUAUUAUAUCACAGGAAAUCAAAACUUGCUCAGUCUAGUGAUGUUAAGAAAGAUUUGCAUCAACCCAAAUGUAAUUUGGAUGAUAAUUCACAAACUUUAAAUUUUGUUUCACACAAAACAGAAGAUAAUACAAAAAGUUCUCUUCUAGUCAGUGCUGAGAAACAGCGCCCGAAGCUGAUGACAAGGAAGCAGUUAAUGAAUCCCUUUGAUUCUGAUAGUGAAGAAGAGGAAGAACUCCUGAAAACACAGAGUUCUUUGCCACUGAGCUCAUCAACACCCGUGAAGAAAAAUUGUGAUGAAAUAUGUAGAUCUGCUAAUGAAAAUAAAAAAUAUGCUGACUCUUUGUAUUGUCACCACGGAGUGCCUCCAAUAAUUGCAGAUGAAAUAGUUGAUCCAGAAAAUACCGUUAGCUUAUUAACUGUAGAUCUUUCAGAUAUUGAAGUGCCAGGGCUUCUUGAUUUGUCUCCUACGCGAGUGACAAAAAGCUCAUCUUCAUCACAAGAUAAUAUCAAUGAAAAGAUAAAGGGUCCUCCUACACGUGAAGAAAUUCUAAAGGAGAAGGCUCAUCAGCUGUUAGAGAUGACACGCAGAGAACUUUUUAAUCCACAGUAUAAAGACAAGAAUGGUUUAACAAACAGUUCUAGUCAAAAAGACCUUGAAAGACAGAUGAUGCUUAGAGAAAAAGCCAAAAAGUUAAUUGCUGAAACACGGAGGGGUUUAAAACCAGACCUAGAUGGCUUUUAUCUUCAGUCUUCAGGUCUCUCUGGUGGUGAAGUGCAAAAUGCUGCUACAUAUGUAGAUCAGGUUCCUGAAUCUCUCAAAAGUGUGAAUUUGAGGAAUUCUCGUUCUUCUGAAAGUUUCCCCAUUAAAGGAUCCUAUUCAUCCAAUAUCUGCAGUCAUGAAAAUUUAAAUAUUUUAGCAGAAAAUCAGAAAAACGGAAACAAUUUGCUCUUGCAAAGUAAUUCAAAAAAAAUUAUAGACCAGUCCCCUGAUCUAUUUCAUGCAGGCAUACCAGAUCAGUAUAAAGGUGUGCAUUCCAUGAAAUCAACCUUUGCCAGAAAAGGUGUUCAGUCAUCAUUUCCAAAUAAGCCAAUUUCCAGGACACAGCACUCAUUAGAUAACAGCCAUUACAUAUAUCUGGAAUUAGAAGAUGUAGAGAAAAAGAUGAAACAAAUUGAUAAGCUAGCAGCUCCUUUGGAAAAAAAGUUACGUGUUGCUAUGAAAGAGAACAGUGAUGUUUUGGAAGACAAACUGAUGAAAAAGUGGUUUGCUCUUGUGAAUGAAAAGAAUGCAUUGCUGCGUAGACAGAUGCAACUGAACAUCUUGUAAGUGUGUUAUUUG